CUUAGGGCGAGAGGAAAAUCGAACGAAGUAGCGGAGGUGUUGUAAAAGUUAUAGCAAGUUGUUUUUUUUUCGAUAUUUAUUUUCUUUGGGCGAUUAAGUGUGAAAGGAAAAGUGUAGUGCAAAAGCUGCGGUUGUGGAGGCGAUCGCUUAAGGUCCUUGGUGCCACGUGGAAAACGCCCCCAAACGUUUCGCACGCUCGAGCGAUCAACAAGGGUGUGUUUUGUUUGUUUGGAAAACUAUUUUCAGCGGUUAGUUUAGUGCAAAGAAGAAGAAGAACAAAAGCGCCACAGUCCACCUCGCAGCGGUGGGCCUUUGAGCCUCGCCGCAGGCAGUUCCUAAGAAGUUGCCCUCGCAUCGGAAAAGGGAACGGGCACCGUAGCAGAGUUCGCCGUAGGAAAAAGCGCCAAACUGUUGUUCUGCGGUUGUUAUAUUUUCGAACGGGGUGCCAACGAUAGCAGUACGGAAGGUCUCAGGAGUGCCCUAGCCCGUCUUCGCAGAUCGGGCCCACUCCCUAACCCUUCCAGUCCUGAAAAUACUGAAAGUGUCGAACGUGCGUCUUCUUCCCGAUGUUACCAGCAGCGAGGAGGAGAUUACUCCAGAUCACCGGCUCCACCACCAGCACCCCCUUCCACGCCACGCAAAACCAAAGUGCCACACCACAGUGCAAUGACAGUGUCCGUUACGCAGCCCCAGCAACCGAUGGACAUCGCGUCGUCGUGCAGCAGUCCGAGUCCGGUCGGUAAGGUUUCGCCUCUGGCCAUCACGGCAGCGGCCACCAUCGCCGGAAGCAGUGGCAGUACUUUCACCACCAGUGCAACGGUACACAACAGCGCCGGAACAUGUCCGUCCAGCCCGUCGGCCAACUCGAGCGGCUCGUCCGAAACGGAAGGCGCCGUUAGCACUCCCCCGUCAUCCUCAUCAUCGGCGUCGACGCACACCAACCCGAGUACGGCCUUGCGGAGGUUCUAUUUCCAGAAAGCCCGCAUCAGUAAAUCGCCCAAAUCGGCUUCGAUUGCUGGCACCGGUGCACCAUCGGUCACGAAUCCGGUUGGCCAUUCCGGUGCGGUGGUCUCGUCCUCAUCGUCCGCCGUACCAAAAGUGGUGGUCAUGGGUUCGUCGACGACGUCCGAAGUGACGAUCAAUACGUCCACGGAUUCGGCUUCGACGCAUGUGACGAACGUUACCACAACGACCGACACCGAGACUAACGAUUCGAUUGAUAUGGGUGAGACUUCGGGCCAAAGUGAACCUCUGCUCAGCUCGCUGGAUGACGAAAGCUCUAGCAUUGUGAUGAACCAAAGCUUCGACGACGGUGAAGACGAGAAUAUUACCGUAAUCAAUGGACCAGAUACGCCUCUGCUAAUAAGUUAUCAGGAACUGGAGGACCUCUCGCCGAAAACCUCCCCCAAACCCCGCACUGCCCCAGUUGCCUCGUCAACCCGUUUCCCAUUCGACCCACCCAACACACCGAAAAGUGUCCGCGUGCCAUCAUCAUCAUCGAAAACCUCCACCCACGAACCGAUGUUCAAUUUUGACGAUUCGCCCAACCCGAUCCGCCGAUUGCCGACGAAAGUUUCGCCUUCCGACUACCCGCGGGAACGAUCACCCGGUAGGGAUGGAAAUAAGGAGAACCGUCCCAAAAUGGUGGAAAUGACAGUCACUCCGAGCAAACGGAUCAGCCCAUACAAGUCCCGCAAGGAUCGGUACAUGCAACAGCAACAACAUCAACAUCAACACCAAAGUGGAAAAGCUCUGAAUUCGGCGCCGGUUGUAAGUGGAAACAAAGCGCAGAACCACAGCGAUCCUAACAUGACAAUGUUUCCGUUCGACCGCGAAGCCAUCGACUACGACCGAAUCCAGCGCGAAUGCUUCGCCGUCGAGGAAGAGUAUCCUUACGAUCACGAUCGCGACGACUACUGCGAAUCUCCCUCCAAAGCAAUGAUGGAGUCGGAGAUUUUCAGCGGCCAAUACUCGAUCUUCCAGCAGUAUACCUAUCUGACGCAACAGGAGCGAGAUGUCCUGGAGAAAUCUCCUUCCAAGCGGGGCAAGAAAGAUCGAAUCGAUGCGUUCUCACCGAAGAAGAAAGCCUCACAGGCCAUUUCGCCGCAGCGGCUGUCCAAGUUCGACCAGAUAGCAACCAAGUUCGACAUGAUGCCAUCAAAGUACGACACCUCGUCGAAAGGGCGCACGAAAAUGAGCGGUGGACUGCCGGAUCUUCGGGUGGACUACUUCGCCGAAACGUCCUGCUGUGGCGAUGACGGUCUGCUGACUACGUCGUCUUCUUCGUCCGGCGGAACUCAAUCGUCGUCGUCUGCCUCCGAGGGAAGAACGCAUGCGUCGUCGAGCAGUGGCGGUUCAUCGGGGCAGGUGCGCUCGGUCGAAGUCGUUGGAGCAGGCGCACUGGCCAGCGGCCCUAUAAAUGUUACACCCAACCCGAUGGACAGCGCAGUUUGCACGCAACCGCGGGCGACAAUAGUCGUACAGCAACCGUCACUUAGCCUGGACUACUCGUCGGUGGAGACGAUACUGCUCAAGAAUGAGGGUGACUUCAUCAGCGUCGAGCAGGGCAAGGAGCAGCAAUCGUCAUCGUCGUCGCGUAAGAAAAACAGACAACAACUUCAGCGGGAACAGCAGCAACGGGACGAAAACAUGCGACAGCUACUGGAUGUGACCAACUCGCUGACCACCGAGGAGAUCAAAGACUUCGAGAUGCGAUACGGAAGCCCUCAUCACAGUCGGUCACAAUCGGUCAAAACGCCCGGCAGCCGAGCAUCAGGUCGUCCCAAUCAGCUGUGUCUGCCUCAGCAGCGGUCAAGGGUGGCCUCUAUGCCCAAUACUGGUGUCGAGGAGGAAUAUUAUCGCCUCAGGCAUUUUUCCAUCACUGGCAAGGGUGUAGUCAACCGAGGAGAUUCACUGAAGAGUCGUCGGAGUAAAUCAAACACCAGUGUCGGUAGUUCCAAUUCCAGUACCGAGCACCUGACAGCCGUCGGUGCCGGUUCCGCUCGGACGUCUGCCACGUGCAGUCUGGCAUCCAGCAGAGAAAGCAGUACCUCCAACCCGGCGGCCGGCCCAUACAAAGUUCUAAUGCUUGGCGGAGCUGCCGUCGGAAAAAGCUCAUUAGUGUCACAGUUUAUGACGUCCGAGUACCUGCAUGCGUACGAUACCAGCAUAGACUAUGAGGAACAGUGCGAGGUUGCGAUUCAUCUGCAGGCUCCGGAAGAUGAUGAUGAUUCCGGAGAGAAAACGGUAUCCGUUUUGCUCAGCGGUGAAGAAUCCGAGUUAACAUUCAUCGAUCAUAGCUACAUGGAAAUGUCGCCUGAAAACUGCAUGUCCUCAUACGAUCCACACGGGUACUGCGUCAUCUACUCGUCGGCCGAUCGCACCAGCUUCCAAAUUGCCGAACAGAUCCUCCAGGUGCUGUGGACAACGGAGAACAUUGCUCAGAAAGCUGUGAUCCUGGUGGCGAACAAGGCCGAUCUCGCGCGAAGUCGCAUGGUCACUUCCGAUGAGGGUAAACAAAUGGCAACGCAGUAUGAUUGCAAAUUUAUCGAAACUUCCGUCGGGAUCAACCACAACGUGGACGAGUUGCUGGUAGGUCUGCUGUCGCAGAUUCGCCUAAAACUAGAAAAUCCGGAGAAAUCACGCGAUCUCUUCCGGAAACGUUCCAUUCGCAAGUCCAAACGACGUGCCUGCUCGCCGCUGGGGGGUGCCAUCUGCCUCUCCGGACUGGGCGGAGGGACCAAUCCGAGCACGCCCGUGUCCGGGACACCGGUCGCCGGUGGAGGCUUCGCGGAAACACCUCCCGGCAGUGCCCAAAGCAGUCCACGAAAGUACCGUGGCUCCCGCACUUCCGCCAGUCUGAAGGUGAAGGGACUGCUCGGUCGGGUGUGGGCUCGGGAUUCCAAAUCAAAGAGCUGUGAAAAUCUCCAUGUUUUGUAAGUUGGGGUGCAUUGGAAGCAUGCGAGAGAUAGUUCCAUCGUGUCAUCCUAUCGUAAAAGUACUAUAAUAUAUACCUAAAGUACGGCACGGUACCAUAUAUCUGAAUUUGUAGAUGAUUCAGAGUUUACCGAAAACGACGUUUUACUACAUUUUAUCGCUAAGAAGUUAUGAAUCAAAAGCCAGUCCUCGGAAAUCGAAUAGAUAUUUAUUUUUUAAGAAACUAAGUGGCACAAAAAAAUUAAAUUUAAAAAAAUCGGUUUCCUCAAUCAGACACAAAAUAGGAACUAAGUUGCAAUAUUUUGUAUAAACUGUGUAAAACACUCGAUGUGUGGUUCGAUGUUCGCAGCCAUUCUGUAUUGUGGUAUUAACUAAAAUUAGGAUAAACUCUGCGUACAAGUAAAAGCUGAUCGAGUUUAGUCCUAUUUGCUAUACUCUAUAUGAUUUACAAUCCCUCUUUUGUAUUCCCUAGUUUUGCAAUUUCCUUAAUAGUUUAAAUUUAGUAUUUAGCGUACUUAAUCAUAUUACUGUAAACCAGCAUUUAAUUUGUACCAAUUCUCGACCUUUCCAUUUAUCAUGCUCUGGUUCUUUGGCUUUGGACCGUGACCAAUCAAUGAUUUUCAUACAAAUA
This is a messenger RNA of Armigeres subalbatus, 4567 nucleotides long. RefSeq names its product serine-rich adhesin for platelets. The record is from RefSeq and is a predicted model, not a curated record. Gene Ontology annotation, molecular function: GTP binding; calcium channel regulator activity; GTPase activity. NCBI's taxonomy places the organism in Eukaryota, Metazoa, Arthropoda, Insecta, Diptera, Culicidae. Gene Ontology annotation, cellular component: plasma membrane. Bases 667 to 3939 code for a protein of 1090 amino acids. The transcript has 15 exons.